This is a messenger RNA of Caretta caretta (loggerhead turtle), 4874 nucleotides long. It is a transcript of the gene CD302, whose product is annotated as CD302 molecule. Lineage: Eukaryota; Metazoa; Chordata; Testudines; Cheloniidae. The record is from RefSeq and is a predicted model, not a curated record.
AGCCAGCCCUGUUGGGAGCGGCGCGUUAGCCCAGCCCAGCCUAGCCUGUAGGGGUUGGCAGGCUUCGGGGGCCGCACGCCCGGCCGCCGGCCCCGGCCCCGGCCUGCCCCCGCAGUGGGUGGUGUCCGGCCGGCGCGCUGUUCCCCCCUGCAGGCGCAGCCCAGGCGGGAGGGGUCGGAGCCGCAGCCUUCCGAGAGCCGGCGCGAACUAGAGUGGGCCGGGGCUAUGGAGCCCCGUUUCCCCGCGCUGCUCUGCCUGCUGGGUCUCCUCGCCACCGCCUCCGGAGCAGCCGAAUGCCCUUCCUCUGCUUGGAUUCCAUUUGGAAGUAGCUGCUAUAUUUUUCUUCAAGGCACAUUAGAUGAAUUGGACAGUAUUGAUGAUGCCAGAAAUCUCUGUAAAGAUAAUGCUUCUGGAGCAGACAUUAUUAGUAUAAAAAAUAAAGAGGAGAAUACAUUUAUACAGGAAACAUUAAAAAAUCACUGGCAAGUCCCUGAUUAUAUUUCGUUGGGCAUGUUCUUUGACACAGAUGAUAAUGCUUUUAAAUGGUUUGACAAGUCGGAAAUGAAAUUUACCAAUUGGAUUGAAGAGGAGAGCAAUGAGGAGCUCCUGAACACAUGUGCUUCUAUGUACACUAAGUCCGGGGGAUGGAAAAAAAUCAGUUGUGAAGAUCUUCCUCUGACAGGGACCCUUUGUAAAACAGCCUUUGCAUAUGAAAAGAAGUACUUACCAGAUAAAACUGCUUUGACUACCACCUUGGUCAUAAUUUUUACCAUAGUUGUGACAGUUUCUGCAGCAUUAUUUUGGUUCCUGUACAAAAGAAAUAUUUCUUCUGCUUCUGGAGCUUUAUGUAUAACACACAAUUCAACAGCUGAAACGCCAUACAGUGAUGAAACUGUUCUAAUAGAUGAAGAAAAUGAGUAUACUGCUUAAAAUUUAAAAUUAUACAAUUUUAUUUAAAUGCCAGAAAGUGACACCUUACCCAUAUUUAGGCUUCAGUCCUGUAACCACUUAAGCACAUGCAUAACUUUACUCAUGUAAUAAUGUGCUACUUGUUAGGACACAGAUAGAGAAGACAGACUAAAAAUAGUCUAAAGUAUUUCCCAUUGGGCUGUCAGUUCAUAUUCAAAAUUCUCUCCAAAUGUAUUUUAGUACACCUGGAAAUACUUUAAUGUAUGAGUUGGUCUGUCUCAGUAAAGUGUCAUUCUGAAAAGAGCAAGCAUUCAAUUAUGCCACAAAUGUUAAGAUUUCAAAAAUUCUGCAAGAUUUCCAUAAUGGGUUUUAAAUUAAUUUGUUUCAUCUGUGUUCACGACUGGUUUUCAUUUCUGUGACUAUUAUAGCAAAUAAAAGUUUGAGACUAUCUACUUUUAAAUGAAUAGUAUAGAAAGAAAAUUUGAAUUUGUGUUUGCACUGGAAACUUAAUUCAAAGAACUUCCAGUCAAUGCACAGAAAUGAGCCACGUGAUCUCUGUUGUCAAAACAGUCUGAACUUCAACCCAUUCAGACUCAUGAAACUGGGAUUAAAAAAAAAAAGUGCUAUUGCCCAAAAUGAGUAAUUUCAGACAAAACUGAGCAAAUUAUCUGCAAACAAUUUAAGAGGAAGGUGAAAUUCCUCAAAUUAAUUGCCCAGUUCAAGCUAGGCUUAGAGUCCAAAUGUUCAAAAACUCUCUCAUUUUGUAGUUGCAGCUAAUUGUAGCUGCAGGAUUAAGAGGUCAAGUCUUGGCCCCAGUUGUGCAAUAUGAUGCAGAUGGGCAGACCCUUAAAGUUGCAUGGAAGUAAUUUGGCCUCUGCACAGGAACAGGGAUCUGCCUCCACAGAUCAGGGUUUAGCAUCUAUCAUCAUAGCCAUGCUUAUUUGAUUGCAAAAUUAGCCUUCUAUACCCUGCAAUAUGUAGUCAUCCUGUUUUUUAAGGGGGAAACUAUUGGGCAAACUGUUUGCCAAGAGUUCAUCUGGCUAACUUGCAACUGUUUUAAUAUAUAAAACUAAAUUGAAAGAUUGCUGUGUGCAUGUGUACUCUGUUGCCACAAAUUUCCUUUUCUAUGCUUUAAAAUGUUGCAUUUUACCCAGUGAGACUGCAAAAAGACCAAAACUUUGAGUGAAGAUUCUCAAGGGAGGUCCACAUCUCUGUGAAGCAAAGGAAUUGGUAUCCGAGAAGGUAGAUUUGAUACACACCAAGCAAAAGUCAGUAAAUGAUGAUAGCAUGAUAAGGAACAGCAUAUUUAUAUGUAUAUUGUAUGCUUCCUUCAGAACUUAAUGGAAUGAAAUCUUCAUUUCUUGAGCAAGUAUCAGAAGGGUAGCCAUGCUAGUCUGUAUCCACAAAAACAACGAGGAAUCCGGUGGCACCUUAAAGACUAACAGAUUUAUUUGGGCAUAAACUUUUGUGGGUAAAGCUUGAAGUGGGUUUUUUUACCCACACAAGCUUAUGCUCAAAUAAAUGUGUUAGUAUUUAAGGUGCCACCGGACACCUCUUUGUAUUUCUGGAGCAGAAACUGUAUUGGAACGGCAAAGAAAUGGAGGCUGACUUUAUUCUCUAUACAUAUAAAAUAAUGAGAACAGUAGGAAAUGUAGUAGUCUUCCUUUUUUGCAGUCCCUCACCUCCUUAGGUGCUCUGAGCUCAGCUUCUAUAGCCAGUCUCAUCUCUCUUCAUUAAAUCUUAUUACAGAAUCUAAAUGGUUCAAACAUUAGAAAGCUUCAUGCCUAUUGCUCCAGCCAGUGCCCCCAUCCCUGUUUUCCCCCACACCGACAAUGCUGUUUUGUUGAUUCUUUUAAACAUUCCGAUGUGUGGCACUACUGUGUAUGUUGUCUAAGGGCUGAAUAGAAUGUUUGUUGAGGUAUUCAGCAGUAUUCAUUCCUGUAGAGGGACCAGGGAAAAUUCUCAAGGUGCCAUUCAAAUUUGCCCGAGUCUAGCUUUUAAAAGGACAGCUUUAGAUUUAGUUGGGGAUUGGUCCUGCUUUGAGCAGGGCGUUGGACUAGAUGACCUCCUGAGGUCCCUUCCAACCCUGAUAUUCUAUGAUAGCACCUAACCCUAGUGUUAAAGAUACUAAUCAUGAACAAGGAGUGCACCAAGUAAUUGAAUGGAAGCUCUUCUCUGAAUUUACAGCAGUAUAAACUACUCUUGCACUCUGGUGCAGAGUUAAGACACCCUAGAUCUAAGUUUACAGUCAUAGCCAAAAUGUUGUAGCAAAGCUAUAGUACUUUCUGGUUUACAUACAGAAGUUGUGGAUCAAGUGACCACUCCUUGGCAGCAUUCUCAAGUACACAGACAGCAGCACUCCAGGUCUGUUGAUUGUCAAGUCACUAAACAAGAGAAACGUCAUUCUCAGACCCCAUAGACAAACAGAUUAGGGGGAUUGUAUUAAAGGUUCAGAUUCCUGUGAAGUAUAGAUGGGUGCUGUCCACGUUUUCAAAAAAACAGUAAUGGAGACAGUAACACUAUUAACUUGGGUUAGGAACUUGUUAAAGCCUAUAGAUGCGUGGUGUUGAAUUUGAGCUGCUAACUUGAAUUAAAAGCUCAGUUGGCAUGUCUCUACUGCAAUCUGGUCAGCUUUUUAUUUUUAGACAUACAUACCCACAGGCAUGACAGCAGUAAUUGUGCUCACUUAUGCAAACUUAAGUAGUAAACCUCACUAGAGGCAAAUAGUCAGUUCAGAGUGCACUGCAAAAUGUAAAUAUGUGUAAACGUCAGUGGUAACGGAAGCUAGCUUUUUUUAAUUCAGUUAAGGCCCCAAGUAAAGUGAGGUGAAAUGGGUAUACGUUAUGGGGGCCUGAUCCACCAAGGAGCCCAGAUAGAGGGCCACAAGCCCAUCACCAUGAAAAAAAAUUCAGGCUAAAAUUUAGAUUUGAGUUUGACUAAACAUUUAUUUAUAUAAUCUCAGUAUGUUUGAUUGUACCUGUGUAUCUGUGCAGCAUCCAGAUCUCGCAAUCUAACUGAGCCAAUCAGAUGCAGUGUUUGAACAGAAGCAACAUUCUGAACAGUGAGUUGGUCCUCCAGGGUUGAGACACAACAGUGUCACAGUGUAUUAAUUUGUGCCAUGUCUGGCAUUAAAUACAAAUCAGGCAGCCAGAAACUUCAGAGCUUAAAGAAAGGUAAAGAAAAGAAGCUGAAGGAUGUCAAUCCAUGAUCUAAUUUUUCUAGUCAGACAAGGCCUCUCAACAGCCUGGUUCAAGCAAUGCACAAACUGGGAAACUGGAUGAAGAAAAACAGCAGUGUUGUGGCGAUUCCAAUCUCAUGGCUUCCAAAGGUAAUCAUGUAAUAUUACCAUCAGACUCAGGUUUUCAACAAGUAGGAGAAAGUAGUGCUGCAUUACUUAGUGAUGUGUGUUGGGUUUUUUUUUUUAUUUUAAGAUUCAGGAUUGUGGCUAAAAAACAUUAGAUUGUAGUACACCAAAUAAAAUUUUUUUUUUGAUUAACAUUUCUUCAAAAUUCAGAAGCUAGAGAAGCCAAUACCAAAAGAUGUUGGCCAUAGUUUUCCUUAAAUGCAAGAUAUUUUUUUGGUGGGGGGUACAAACAACAACACUGAGACUGGCUCGAGUCUACUUUUGGGAAGGACCUUGAACUGCCAUUAGUUAUCUUAUUAAUGAGAUUUACAACUAAUUUUUAGUGAAGUGUACAUAGCUUUAAGAAUUUUUUGCACACUGCCGGUGGAUUGGCAGAAGCAGAAAAAAGUUUCAGCAAGCUAGCACUCAUCAGAAACUGUAGAUUAUUUACUAUGGCACAGGAACACUUAAGUCACCUUGCUGUUUUGUCUGAGUGUGAACUCAAGAAAAAAUAAAUGUUGUGAGAUCACGUGUGAUUUUGCAAUAAAAAGGCCAAACUAAAGUUGUAAAGUGAUGAGGCCUGUGUGUGCCCUUUCAAAAAUAAAAUUAAUUUUUUCUUUCA